Messenger RNA from Rhineura floridana, 4137 nucleotides. Its product is annotated as dehydrogenase/reductase SDR family member 4-like. Gene Ontology annotation, molecular function: carbonyl reductase (NADPH) activity. The transcript is spliced from 9 exons. The record is from RefSeq and is a predicted model, not a curated record. Bases 159 to 929 code for a protein of 256 amino acids. NCBI's taxonomy places the organism in Eukaryota, Metazoa, Chordata, Lepidosauria, Squamata, Rhineuridae.
ACAGCUCCUCCCUUUUUCUCUCCUAGCUGCUCAGAGUUCCUUAACUCCACGCUCCCCUUCGACUUUGCUUCCUGCUUCUCUCCACGGGGCAGAGGAUCUAAAGUGAGGCGCUGCAGGACCCCGGGGGCAGAGUCCAAAGGAGGCGUGAUCGGGCCAGGAUGUUCCGAGCCUUCGUUGCCUGCGCGCAGCCCAAGCAAGCUGUAAGUCGCCUUCUGAGGAUGAACAGCACCGGGAACGAGGCACGGGGGACCCUCGCCAACAAGGUGGCCUUGGUGACUGCUUCCACCGAGGGAAUUGGCUUCGCGAUUGCCCGCCGCCUGGCCCAGGAUGGAGCCCACGUGGUUGUGAGCAGCCGGAAACAAGGCAACGUGGACCGGGCUGUGGCCGAGCUACGGACGGAGAAUCUGAGUGUGUCGGGGUUGGUAUGCCACGUGGGGAAGGCCGACGACAGGCAGCGCCUGAUUGACGUGGCUCUUGAGUGCCAUGGAGGAAUUGACAUCUUGGUAUCCAAUGCAGCUGUGAACCCCUUUUUUGGCAGUAUUCUGGACGCCACGGACGAUGUCUGGGACAAGAUCCUGGAUAUCAACGUGAAGGCCGCUGCCCUGCUGAUCAAACUGGUUGUACCUCACAUGGAGAAAAGGGGAGGCGGAUCCAUUGUUAUCGUCUCGUCCAUCGCUGCAUAUUCGCCGUUUCCGGGCUUGGGUCCCUACAAUGUCAGCAAGACGGCUCUUCUGGGCCUCACCCAUAACCUGGCCCCUGAACUGGCCCCUCGCAACAUCCGCAUCAACUCUGUGGCCCCCGGCCUGAUCCGCACCAAGUUCAGUUCAGCUCUCUGGCAAGACAAAGCUGUGGGGGACAAAUUGAUGGAGGCCAUGCGGAUACAGAGAAUCCAAAGAUCUUCCAAGAAGAGCCAGACACAAAAAACAUAGAGUUAGAAUUAAAGUGAAGGGCACCCCAAAAAACAUCUUGAGCCCAGGAGUACUAGAACUGAAUGGAGCUCAAUGUCCUUUCCCACCAAAGUUCUGUGGGUUUUUGCGGGGAGAGCCUUUUCCAACAUUUAGCAUUUCAGCAGUCUAAUUUGGGUUGGGAGGGUUAUUUUGCUGUUUCUAAAACAGUUUGGAGCCAGAAACCCUUGUCGAUUUUAUUUAUUUAUUUAUUGAAUUUUUAUACUGCCCCACUAGCAUAGCUCUCUGGGCGGUGUACGACAAAUAUAAUAAAUACAAUAGAAUCACAUGGAACAAUACAAAAAAUAAAUGCAAAUCCAUAAUCUAAAACCAGUUUAAAACAUAUUUAAGAAAAGCUAAAAUGCCUGAUAAAAUAGGAAGGUUUUAACUUGGCGUCGAAAGGAUAGCAAUGUCGGCGCCAAGCACACUUCUUCGGGAAGACUAUUCCACAGUUCGGGGGCCACCACUGAGAAGGCCCUAGUUCUUGUUACCAUCCUCCGAGCUUCUCUAUGAGUCGGAACUCGGAGGAGGGCCUUCGAUGUUGAGCGUAGUGUACGAGCAGGUUCAUAUCGGGAGAGGCGUUCCAAAAGGUAUUGUGGUCCCGUGCCGUAUAAGGCUUUAUAGAUUAAAACCAACACUUUGAAUCUGGCCCGGAAACAUAUAGGUAGCCAGUGCAAGCGGGCCAGAACAGGUGUUAUGUGUUCAGACUGCCUGGUCCUCGUUAUUGGUCUGGCUGCCACAUUUUGCACCAGCUGUAGCUUCCGAACCGUCUUCAAAGGCAGCCCUACAUAGAGCGCAUUGCAGUAGACCAAUCGAGAGGUUACCAGAGCAUGAACAACUGAGGUGAGAUCUUCUCUGUCCAGAUAGGGACGUAGCUGGGCCACCAACCAAAGUUGGUAGAACGCAUUCCGUGCCACUGAGGCUACUUGAGCCUCGAGUGACAGAAGGAUCUAAAAGUAUUCCCAGACUACGAACCCGCUCUUGACUUCAAAUCACCCAGACACCUGCCUUUGGCCCACCCAUGGUCUAGGAAUACUUAUAGCCCAAUCCGAAGCAUGUUUGCUCAGAAAUAAAUUCAGGUCACCAUGUACAGGUUUGCAGCUUCCGUCCCCCACGAGCACACAUAUUAGUGGGCUGUUGGUUCUACCCCAGCAUCUGACGUGAAUAGCUAUUUAUUUAUUUAAUUCCAUUUAUGUGAAGCAACUUCACAGGAAAAACAUAAACAAUAAAAACUAUUAAAAACAAUUCUGUAUGUAAAAACAAUUCUAUAUAUACAAACCAAUCCAUACAUUCACAAUAUAAAAACAAUUAUAGAAUUAAGAAAACGAUUGCAUAUAUAUAUAUAAACAAUUUCAAAUCCAAUAGAGACUUGGGAUAAAGGUCUCCAUAUAAAAGGCUUGUUGAAAAAGGAAGGUCUUCAAUAGGUGCCGAAAAGGCAGUAGGGAUGGUGCCUGAUGUGUAACAGUUCCAAAGGGCGGGGGCCACCACACUGAAGGCCUUCCUUUUUCCUAUAUUGUACAGAAUGGCCCCUUUUAGGAUGCACACCUUAACGUGGUAAGGGGGUUUGAGAGUGUUGAAGAAGCUGAAAGCAAUGGCGUCAGGAGGCUAGACCAAGAGGCUAGACUCCUAGCAGGGGCACUCAAGGUGGAAUGGUGAAAGCUGAGACACCAGACUAAGAUGCAGCCAAACUAAGAGGAAGGCAAUGGUAAAGCACCUCUGAAUACCUCUUACCACGAAAACCCUAUGAACAGAGUAUCCAAAAUGCAACACGAGAUAGUGCUGGAAAAUGAGACCCCCAGGUCAGAAGGCACUCACCGAGCUACUGGGGAAGAACAAAGGCCAUAAAGGAAGCCACAGACCUGAACUUACAAGAUCUGAGCAGGGUGGUUCAUGACAGAUGCUCUUGGAGGUUACUGAUUCAUAGGGUCGCCAUAAGUCGUAAUCGACUUGAGGGCACAUAACAACAACAAAACAGAAUGGACGUUCUGAUAAGAUGUUAUUUGCAGGAGGCCCUCUUUUACAAACUGCAGUGAUCAGUUGAGUAUAUAGCAGAUGAGGCAAUCCUUUAGGUAUCCUAGUCCCAAGCUAUAUAGGGUUUUGUGUGGGUAGAUUUGGGGCAGAAAGUGUAUGAGGAAGAGGGUGCAAAAGAGGAAGCCCUGCUUCUGAAUCCCAAAGUUUCAACAGCCUCUUGGCUGGUUUCCCUCAGUACCUCCUUGGCUUGCCCUCUCUUGUUAGGGAUUCCUGGCCUUAAACUGGGAACCUCAUGGACCCAGAAGCUAGUUACAAAGGCUGCGUACAAAAUUCAUUCUGCCCACUGAAAUUUCUCUCUAAGCUCUGGGAGUUUAGAACAAUCCGAUUGUGUUUGUGGAGCAGUUAGCGACCCACCAUUCUUCUGUUUUUUGACUGCAGGACUCUGCUCAGACCACUCUGCACGUGCAUUUGGGUGCAGUACCCUCCCUUCUUACACACCAGCACACCUGCACAUUGCUUAGCACGGUGCACAAAACCAAACCACAUCAUUGCAUCAGGGUUCCUUUUUGGCACUGUCAUUCAAUUGAACAUGCAGGCGCAUAUGUGCACACCAAUUAAAUUACAGCACAAGAAGGAAUCUGGAUGCUGCCGUGUGAUGGCAUCAAUGUUGUUAGGUUUUUUUUGCAGUGCUCUUUAUUGGUAUACACGUGCACUCGUGCGCUUUGGUUAUCUGUAAGCGGGGGAGAGAAGAGAUGCAAACUGAAAACUGCAGCACAUUGCAUGUGUGGCAAUUGUGGAAUUAAUUUUAGAAAUUCUCCCGGCUGCACUGCAAGGCAGACAGAGCAGAACAGCUGGAGAAGAGGGCAGAACCAAUUCACAGAACAAUAAUGAGAUGGAAUGAGGGGUCUCUGUGCAUCCUUGGACCAGUGUACUGUCAGCUGCAGUAACAGGACGAAUACUCCAGACACAGACCUGACGGGCUCAUUGGAAAAUAAAGCAAAAUACUGUUACUCUUUGCGAUUCAAAUUUACCUUUCCUUCUUUAGCCGCGCUGGCUUUUGCCAUCUUGGAUUUAGCCCCAACUUUCUAGCCCCGUCUGUGGCCUCUCUUCUACCUCUUUGUGCUCACUCCGACCACUAAGCUUCCCCUCCUUCCUUCCUCUGCUCUGCUUGCACCAGGAGUCCCCUUUCCUCUGCCCACUAACCAGGCUAUUUCCCUUUCCU